CAAGAAUCUUCCCAACUCCGCAACUUCGUCCUUAUCGACCACAGCAACAUAGAAGAUGCCUCCAGCUGGCGCACAGCCUCGGAAGCCGAACCCUCCAUCGGCCGCAAACAAGGAGGCAAACGAGUACAUCCCAUCAUUUAUAUCGAAGAAGCCUUUUUACAUCGGCGAGGACGAUGACCAAAACGAUUAUCUCGAACAUCAACGUCUACAGAAGGCACAAGCAGAGCAAUCAAAAUGGUACGAUCGAGGGAAGAAGGUUGGCCCUGCUGCGACGAAGUUUCGCAAAGGCGCAUGCGAAAAUUGUGGUGCAAUGACACACAAGACCAAAGAAUGUUUGAGCAGACCCAGAGCAAAAGGUGCGAAGUGGACCGGGCAGGAUAUCCAAGCGGACGAAAUAAUUCAAGAUGUGAAAAUGGGCUGGGAUGCGAAGAGAGAUAGGUGGAAUGGCUUCGACCCCAAGGAAUAUAAAGCUGUUACGGAUGAGUAUGCGGAGCUCGAGGCGUUGAAACAGGCGCAAGUAAAACAGGAUGAAGAGGACGAUGAGGGUGAAGAUGACGCGAAGUACGCCGAGGAGUCGGAUAUGGGACGACAUCAGAGCACAUCUACAAAACAACUGCGUAUUCGAGAGGAUACUGCAAAAUAUCUACUAAACCUGGACCUUGAUUCGGCAAAAUACGAUCCCAAGACGAGAUCAAUGGUUGAUAGUGGAGCCACUGCGGAUACCGCUGCAGCUUUGGUCGCUGAAGAGGGUUUCAUGAGAGCAUCAGGAGAUGCUGCGGAGUUUGAAAAGGCGCAAAAAUAUGCUUGGGAAUCACAGGAGAAGGCUGGCGAUACGAAGCUUCACCUCCAAGCGAAUCCUACGUCUGGAGAAUACUACCGACGGAAGGAGAAGGAAGAAGCAGAGGCUAAGCGACAAGCUCACAAGAAGAUGCUACUGGAAAAGUAUGGUGGAGAAGUCAGUUCGAAUGCCUCAACACUUCGCGCUGCUGCUGUGAUAGAGUCUGAGAAUUAUCUUGAGUACGAUGAUACGGGUGCUAUCAAGGGCGGCCCAAAAGCAUCAUCCAAGUCAAAGUACCCAGAAGACGUCCUCAUUAAUAACCACGCUUCUGUAUGGGGCAGCUGGUGGUCUAACUUUCGCUGGGGUUAUUCUUGCUGUCACUCUCUGAUCAAGAACAGCUUCUGCACUGGCGAAGAGGGCAAAAAGGCUUUUGAAGAGGCGGAUAUUCUCCGGACUGGUGGAGUUUUCAGAGACUCUGAACCUGGGCUGGAAACUGCCAAAGCGAUUGAGUGGCGAUCACAAGAAGUGCUCGAGACGCCGAUGGUUGAGUCUACGACCACAUUGCUGGCUAAGAAGCGCACAGCGGAGGAAAUGAGAGGUGGGGUCUCCGAAGAGGACAUGGACAACUACAGAAGGAAACGUACUGCGGCCAACGACCCGAUGGCUGAACUUCUGGGUAUGGAUGACGUGUUGCUGCAGUCGUAAACACUUCAUUAGCUGGCGUUGGGGAGAUUUGCAUCGGGACGGGAGUUAUUAUCCCGCAUUUGGAACUUGUAUGAAAUUGAAAAUGCAAUCAC
Cadophora gregata is the source of this 1575-nucleotide messenger RNA. RefSeq names its product mRNA splicing protein (gene SLU7). Lineage: Eukaryota; Fungi; Ascomycota; Leotiomycetes; Helotiales; Ploettnerulaceae. Gene Ontology annotation, biological process: mRNA splicing, via spliceosome. Gene Ontology annotation, molecular function: pre-mRNA 3'-splice site binding. The transcript has a single exon. Gene Ontology annotation, cellular component: spliceosomal complex. The coding region runs from base 56 to 1483 and encodes 475 amino acids. The record is from RefSeq and is a predicted model, not a curated record.